AUGCUGAAUGCACUUAGAAACUCUAACCUGGCUCUUGUCGUUUUGUUAUGCUUUGUUCUGAUAACUUCAAGGUUAUGUUCAGUCCAUUCCUCUGUGUAUCACCCAAAAACCUUGAGGGAACGGUUCAAGAAUUGGCUUCAAACACACAGGAUAUUAUAUGGAGGAAAAGAGGAGUGGAUGCUACGGUUUGGGAUAUACCAAUCUAAUCUCCAGCUGAUAGACCACAUCAACUCCCUCCACUUACCCUUUAAGUUAACAGACAACAGAUUUGCAGACAUGACCAAUGCUGAGUUUAAGGCACAUUAUCUUGGGCUGAACACGUCUUCCUUGAGGUUUAUCAAGGACCAAAGGCCGGUUUGUGAUGCACUGGGCAAUGUGCCAGCCUCUGUGGACUGGAGGAAAGAAGGUGCAGUGACUCCUGUUAGAAACCAAGGAAAAUGCGGAGGUUGCUGGGCGUUUGCUGCAGUGGCAGCUAUUGAAGGAAUCAACAAGAUAAAGACAGGGAACUUAGUAUCUCUCUCAGAACAACAGCUCAUAGAUUGUGACGUCGGCGCUUCCAACAAAGGUUGUGCCGGUGGAUUAAUGACAACAGCAUAUGAAUACCUCAAAACCAAUGGUGGACUCGUCACUGAGGCUGACUACCCAUACACAGCCACACAGGGUACAUGUGACCAAGAAAAGUCCCAAAACAAGGUAGUUACUAUACAAGGAUACACAAAGGUCGCAGAGAACGAGGCAAGUCUACAAGCCGCUACUGCUCAACAACCAGUAUCAGUUGGAAUAGACGCUUCUGGUUUUAUCUUUCAGCUUUACUCUUCUGGUGUAUUCACAGGCUUCUGUGGAAGCAUUCUCAACCAUGGGGUGACUGUUGUUGGAUAUGGAGAAGAAGAUGGUCAAAAGUAUUGGAUUGUAAAGAACUCAUGGGGACCUGGUUGGGGUGAACAAGGCUAUGUAAGGAUGGAACGUGGUUAUAGUGAAGAGACGGGCAAGUGUGGUAUUGCUAUGCUUGCAAGCUAUCCCACGCAGUGA
This is a messenger RNA of Eruca vesicaria subsp. sativa (arugula), 1029 nucleotides long. The record is from the annotation of a GenBank genome assembly. Lineage: Eukaryota; Viridiplantae; Streptophyta; Magnoliopsida; Brassicales; Brassicaceae.